AUGGCGCAGAUAGAUUCACAAAGCGUUCCGCCUUCGGGUUUUCCCCAGACCAGUUCCCCGGUCCCCGGCACUGCGCCGCAGACCGCCGUGGACGGCGCGUCGUCGCCUGCCGGCAUGUUUCCGCCAUCGCCUGGCUUCGGCGGCACGACGCCGCAAGUUUCCACGGUGCCUGGCAUGACCGUUCCAGGCGCCGGCGGAUACCCCGCGAUGACGAUGCGGAACUGGCCUGAGCACAGAGGCGGUGCAACCACCGCUGGCACCUGGCUCACUCACUGCUGCCAGCCACGCGCGACGAUGGAUUCCACUGCGGGGGGCCGCAACUACGACCAGGAGUACGGCGACAACAUGUGGAGGUGGACGCGGGAGGGCAAGCUGCAGCUGCGCUGCGGCCAGCCGCUGGUUCCAGUCCCCGUCAUCCAGGAAGUUCACCGCCGCGACAAGAUCAUCGAAGUGCCGCAGGUCGAUGUGGUCGACGCCGUCCGCCCCAAGGUGUAUAACCAGGGAGUGGAGCACGAAGUCCCGGUCAUGCAGAUCAACGCGGACCGCGAAGACUUUGACGUCGAGCAGAUCAAGUACGUCGAGAAAGAGGUUGUCGUCCCCAUCGUCACCGGCUUCACCCACAAGUUCGUCGCCAAAUGGGACAUACGCGAAGUCCCGCGCCCGGUUGUCAAGUACGUCGGCAAGCAGGAGGAAAUCGAAGUCGAAGUGCCCCAGGUGAAGUUUGUGGAUAAGGUCGUAGAGCACGAAGUCGUCGUGGAUACCAUCGAAAAGAAGGUCCCGAAGAUCAUCGAGGUCCCCAAGUACGUCGACGAGGUGAAGUACGUGUGGAAGCCCGUCGAGAAGAUUGUUCACGUCGAGAGAUUCGUUCCUGUCUUCGACGUCUCCCUCGAAUGUCCAGCGCCUCUCAUCGUGCCCUACCCCGUGCAAGCUGUCAAGGAGAUGCCCGCGGUCAUGGUCCGCAAGGAAGUCCCCGCGGCGGCGCUCGACGAGCAGGACGUCGACGUCCUCUCGCCGCCGGGCACUGUCCGCGUCCCCGAAGAGUAUAUCCGCGAGUACCACAAGACGGCGCCCGAGGGUGGUGUGGCGACGCUCUGCGGCCCGGGCGGCGCGGUUCUCUCACAGGAGCAAGAGGCGGAAGUCCAGUACGUCACGGCCGAGCAGAUCAAGGAAGCCCGCGGAUCCGCUCCUUCUGAUGGCUCUGUCACCGACAGAGGAGUCGCGAGGGACUCCCUUGCCGAGUCCCUGCAGGAGGAAGGCCUCGAGAGACAGGGCAGCGGUCGCUCCGCGCCGGGCUCCGAGCCGGAGGUGCAGUGA
This is a messenger RNA of Besnoitia besnoiti, 1314 nucleotides long. Its product is annotated as alveolin domain containing intermediate filament IMC6. Bases 1 to 1314 code for a protein of 437 amino acids. The record is from RefSeq and is a predicted model, not a curated record. The transcript has a single exon. Lineage: Eukaryota; Apicomplexa; Conoidasida; Eucoccidiorida; Sarcocystidae.